AUGAGUGACGAGGUCGCCGCGUCCCCCCUUCCGGUAAACGAGAUCAAAUACGAAGAUGUCUCGCAGCUGAACUUUUCCAAACUGUACUCGCCGAAAAUGAAGAGCGUCUACUGGCGCUAUUUUGGCUUUCCCUCGAACGACAACAACGAGGUAAUCACCAAGCAGAACGUGGUGUGCAUCAAGUGCCACAAGGUGCUGACCAACCACGGGAAUACGACCAACUUGCGGGCCCACUUGCAGCAUCGGCACAAAGACCUUUUCCGGGACCUCUGCCAGGAACAUGAUAUCCAAGUGCCGCCGAGAAAAACGCCGCGCAACGUCACACAUUCGCCGCUCACGAAGCGAAACGUCUCCACACGUCGCGUGAAGCUGGAAUUUAUUAAUAAUCGCAAUCAUGACAAUGCCACAGACGACGACGAAAUGGACGAGGCCGCCGUUGCCACCGCCGCCAUGCAGGCCGAGGAGGAAUCGUCGUCUCAGACCCUACUGUACGAGUCGAUGGUGCCGUUCACAUACGAAGAAUCUGACAAUGUGGUCGAGGAGGAGGAGCGCGUCGUUUCCGUGGAGCCAAAGUUUCAACGCAAGGUAGGAAAAGUGGGACGGCCGCCGGCUGCUCUACACCACACUCGAGCCAUUAAGACCGAGGAUGGCGGCUACUCGACUUCUAACAUAGCCAACUUGGCAGAGGCCCUGACCGACAUAGUCAUAAGGGAUGUGCGCAAUGUGGAGACGCUCUACGACGUGGGUCUCAGCGAUUUUAUACGUCAGGCCAUGGGCAAUGCUGCGAUCAUGCCCGAGCCGGAAAAGGUUGAUUCCCUUCUGUCCGAGAUGCACGCCUCCAAGUUCUUGGAGAUUGGAGAACUUACGCGAGAGUUCAGUGCCGAGAAACCCUUUUCGCUGGCCUUUGAACGCUGGGUGAAUGUGGAGCAGCGUCGUUUCCUCACCAUUUACUACCACUACCUGGACGAGGAGACCCAGUCCGUACGCAGCGCCUUGCAUUCAACAGUGGAAUAUAACGAUUACAUCGUAUUUGAUGAUCUGCUUACCGACUUCUACUUGACCAACUGCACCCUGGUAAUCAUCAAUUACGACGAAGAAGAGGACUUGCUGUACAGUUAUUUCAAAGAAAAGAAUAUUCCAAUUGUACUCUGCUAUGUCUCGGUCAUUGACAAAUGUCUGCUGCGCGUGUUUGACAUAGAGGAGGUGGCCUCGUUGCUAGAGCAGGUGAAGGAUAUCAUUCAGCGGCAUUCGGCUGAGAUUAGCUCAAAGGUUUCGGAGCUGCCCUCGUACAAUGAGAAUUUCCCUUGGACCCUUUAUGAGAUGCUGAAGUUUUUUACUGAAUCGAUUUCGUGGUCUGAAGACAUGGAUCAACUAGUGCUGACGGCCAAGACAGUGACAGAAGCACUCAGUGCUUUGGUGAUUGCAUUGGACACAUUGAGGGGCGAGGAUAUUCCACUGUGCAGCAUGCUGUCGCCGAUAACAUCAAAGAUAUUGAUUAAGAAACUGGGCAUCGUGGAGCAGGAUGAUUCACUGAUGAUGAACAUAAAGCGCACCAUUGCUGGUGUGCUGCAGAGCUACGUUAUAUCCAAUGAAAAUCUUGCCAGCGCUGCUCUGCUCGAUCCCCGAUUCCAUCGCCUGACGACCAUUGAGAAUCUGGAUAGAUGUGUCCGCAUGCUGACACAGAAAUACAACAAAUCGUUCGGCGGAUCGAACGGCGAACCAACAGAAGUGGCAGCCACUACCUCCGUGAGCACUUUGCCCACUGUUAACAUCAAGACAGAGGCAAGAACCAGCGAUGGUGCCAAGAAGUCGAAGCUGGAACUUUUGUUUGAUGUUGCCGAGAUACCAAACCGACCCAAGCGGGAUGCCGACAGCAAUGUGGAAACUGAUCUGAAACGUUACCGCAAUGAGGUAGUUGUACAGUUGGACGAGUCCCCCAUUGAGUGGUGGGUCAAGAUGGGACACAUUUAUCCAACGCUGUGCGAUCUUGCCACCUUAUAUCAGAGUGUGCCCGGCGUGGUGACCCUCAGCUUUAAGAAGGCGCUGCGAGAGCAGAUAUAUGACUUCAACAAGCGUUCCAUGCUCACAGGAAACCAAAUCGAUGCAAUAUUGUUUUUGAAUCAUCACAGAAAUUAAUCAAUCGCACAUAGCAUGGCUCGCUGGAUAUUGUGGCUUUUUCUUAUUCGUAGUCGAAGGAAAAUGAAGAAUUCUGAUUUUCUACUGAAUGUACAACAGAAUUCAUUGUUUUUAACUUCCCUUUUUAAACCCCAGAACUUAUUCUAAUCUAUUUGUAUAUGACUACGGCCUAUUAAUUGGGAUUUUAUUUAAAUUGGAAACGAAUGAAGACAAAGGAAAGUCAGACUUGGCCUUCUACUGGAGCAUUGGGCACACAUAUUUCUGUAUAAUAUGAAACCUAAAUAUAAAUUUAAAAUGGA
Messenger RNA from Drosophila subobscura, 2435 nucleotides. RefSeq lists its product as uncharacterized. The record is from RefSeq and is a predicted model, not a curated record. Gene Ontology annotation, biological process: regulation of transcription by RNA polymerase II. NCBI's taxonomy places the organism in Eukaryota, Metazoa, Arthropoda, Insecta, Diptera, Drosophilidae. Gene Ontology annotation, molecular function: DNA binding. The transcript is spliced from 4 exons. The coding region runs from base 1 to 2136 and encodes 711 amino acids. Gene Ontology annotation, cellular component: nucleus.